Sphaeramia orbicularis (orbiculate cardinalfish) is the source of this 4775-nucleotide messenger RNA. RefSeq names its product tripartite motif containing 37 (gene trim37). Lineage: Eukaryota; Metazoa; Chordata; Actinopteri; Kurtiformes; Apogonidae. The record is from RefSeq and is a predicted model, not a curated record. Gene Ontology annotation, biological process: protein monoubiquitination; aggresome assembly; protein autoubiquitination. The transcript has 25 exons. Gene Ontology annotation, molecular function: ubiquitin protein ligase activity; ubiquitin protein ligase binding; zinc ion binding. Bases 289 to 3183 code for a protein of 964 amino acids. Gene Ontology annotation, cellular component: aggresome; ESC/E(Z) complex; peroxisomal membrane.
UGGGAGAAGCUGCUUGGGAGCUUCUGAUGCAACGACUACAUCUUUAGUCUAGGAUAGUUGUUUGUUUCUUGUGUUGGAUGACCCAAGUUAGUUGAGCGUGCCCACAUUUCUGUUUCAUGGUAACGGACACAGUACCUGCUGAAGGCUGGCGGAGACAAUGUGGUGUAGCUAGUUCUUUUUCAUUGCGUUGGAAUCAGGUGUAACAGACGAAGCCGAGUUUCUGUGAAGGCCAUCAGCAACAACUUCGUCCUUUUUGUUGUUUGACAUCAAACCCUCAAACUGGCUGACAUGGACGAACAAAGUGUUGAGAGCAUUGCUGAGGUGUUUCGGUGUUUCAUCUGCAUGGAGAAACUGAGGGAUGCUCGUCUUUGCCCACACUGCUCCAAACUCUGCUGCUUCAGCUGCAUACGGCGCUGGUUAACAGAGCAAAGAGCCCAGUGUCCACAUUGUCGGGCUCCACUUCAGCUCAGGGAACUGGUCAACUGUCGCUGGGCAGAGGAGGUCACCCAGCAGCUGGACACCCUGCAGCUCUGCAGCCUCUCCAAACAUGAUGACAAUGACAAAGACAAGUGUGAGAACCACCAUGAGAAGCUAAGUGUUUUCUGUUGGACAUGCAAGAAGUGCAUCUGCCACCAGUGUGCUCUGUGGGGAGGCAUGCAUGGAGGCCACACCUUCAAGCCCCUUGUGGAGAUCUACGAGCAGCAUGUGACCAAAGUAAAGGAAGAGGUGGCCAAGCUCCGCCGCCGCCUCAUGGAGCUCAUCAGUCUCGUUCAGGAAGUGGAGCGGAACGUGGAGGCUGUCAGAGGAGCAAAGGAUGAGAGGGUUAGAGAGAUUCGAAACGCAGUUGAAAUGAUGAUCGCUCGUUUAGACAACCAGCUUAAGAAUAAACUCAUCACCCUCAUGGGCCAGAAGACGUCCUUAACUCAGGAGACAGAGCUGCUGGAGUCUCUCCUACAGGAGGUGGAGCAUCAGCUUCACUCUUGCAGCAAGAGUGAAUUAAUCUCCAAGAGUCCAGAGAUCUUGCUCAUGUUCCAGCAGGUCCAUCGAAAACCCAUGCAGUCCUUUGUCACUACGCCAGUCCCUCCAGACUUCACCAGUGAACUGGUCCCUGCCUAUGAUUCCAGCACUUUUGUUCUGGUCAACUUCAGCACGUUGAGGCAGCGGGCUGACCCAGUUUAUAGUCCACCUCUUCAGAUAUCUGGUCUCUGUUGGAGACUCAAAGUUUACCCAGAUGGAAAUGGUGUAGUUCGGGGAAACUACCUGUCUGUGUUCCUGGAAUUGUCUGCUGGACUCCCUGAAACAUCAAAGUAUGAGUACCGUGUGGAAAUGGUCCAUCAGGCUUCCAGUGAUCCAACCAAAAACAUCAUUCGGGAAUUUGCUUCUGAUUUUGAAGUUGGUGAAUGCUGGGGCUACAAUCGCUUUUUCCGGUUGGACCUGCUGGCCAGUGAAGGAUACCUGAACAUGCAGACAGACACAUUGGUUCUCCGUUACCAGGUUCGCUCCCCCACCUUCUUCCAGAAGUGUAGAGACCAGUACUGGUACAUCAGCCAGCUGGAGUCAGCCCAGAGCGGUUACAUCCAGCAGAUCAACAACCUCAAAGAGAGGCUGGCCAUUGAGUUGUUUCGGCGUCAGACAUCUCGUAGCUCUUCCCCUCCUGACAUGAGACUGGCUGCAGACACAGCUGCCUCAGAAAGAGACCAUCAUUCAGUGAAGAGUAAUGACAACAGUCAGACCACACUGACCAGUACCAAAAAAAGCGAUGAAGCAGAGAGGACCCAGCAUGACGACUCGAAUGAGUUGUCAGAUGGUGACUUGGAGGUAGACUGUUUGACAGAGGAGGAAGUGAACCCACUGGACGGCAGCAGCACCUCAGGGAGCUCCACAGCCACCAGCAACACUGAGGAGAAUGACAUCGAUGAAGAGACCAUGUCAGGAGAGAAUGAUAUUGACUUUGUUGGGAACCUUGAAACGGAAGAAGGAGAGCUCCCUGAUGACUUGGUUGGAGCCACAGGUGGCGCCAGCUCUGGUGUAUGCUCUUUGAAUCGCAGCUCUGCUGGUCGAAGUACCAGUUCUAGCAGUGCUGCUGCUGCUGCUGCUGCUGCUGCUUGUGCUGUUGGACCAGGCAGUAACAACCUUCUGGAGAUAGAUCCUGUGAUCUUGAUCCAGCUGCUAGACUUAAAGGAACACAGUGGUGUGGAGUCGCUGUGGGGCCUUCAGCCUCGCCCUCCUUUAUCCCUCCUGCACAGCCAAGCCCAUCCUCAUUCCAGAAAGGACCGUGAACGGCGCCCGCAGCUGGUGCGUCGAUCAGCCCCAGACUCAGGUGUCCUUAUUCGCCUCAAGGCACAGAUGGCCGAGGUCCGCAGCAAGAUGUCUGAUGUCAAGAGUCACAUGCUAGAAGCCCGGACACCAGGAGAGCCCAGGCCUGGCCCAUCAGGGGCCUUCAGCGCUGAGGAGCUGCCCUUUCACCAUCCUGAUUCUGAGCUGGAAGGCUGUCGGAAACCUGGAGAGCUGGAGCUGCUGGGGAGAACAUCAGCACGUGGCCGGCCCUGCCGUUCUGAUACUGGAUUGUCAAAUUUUUCUGUGUGUUGUGCAGCCAGGAAGUGUCUGUCUCCUGUUCUGGACGGCAGCAGCUCUCUGAGUGUGAAGAGGAGGAGUGGUGAAGAGAUGAAUGAGUUGAGGGGAGCAGAGGCAGCCACAGAGAUCAGUCUGCAUCCUAAAGAUACUCCAGGAGCUGCAGAGGGACUACUGAAGGUUGAUGGCAUCCAAAGGCCCCUUGUGUCCCAUGGCAGCCCUUCAUUAGAGCAGGCCUCCACCUCCAAGCAACAGUACUCAAUGGAGCAGCAGCUGUACGGGGGCUCAGGGUCCAGAGAUGAAGUCUUCUCUUUGGGGGGUCCCAGCUAUGUCACGGGCAGCAAAAACAACUGCAGCAGCAGUACUACCUUGGGGGCCAUGCUGGAAUGUGAGGCUCAAAGUUCUGGAAACUCUCAGUCUUUAGUGGAGGGACUUUCUGCACAGCUAAAUGAAGACCCAACCCCGUCUAUCCUGGUGGCAGCAACAAGCAGUGACAGUGAUACUGAAGAUGAGGCUCUGCAGAGCAGCAACUCCUGCUACGACAACCACACUGUUCCCUGCACAGGUGAGCAGCUGCUGUCUGAUGACAUAAGUCUGUCAACUGACAGGUGACUCCACUGAACCCACCACACCUGGAACAGUGCUGCAUUAAUGGCCAGUGACAGCACAGACAUUUUUGAAAUUCUGAAAAACAAAAUAAAGACAACACCUGAAUUUCAGGAUGAACCACAUUAUGUCUACCAGCUCAAUGAAACUGCUUUUUCAGUAGAACUAGCAACAGCAGCGUACUUGUUAAUUUUUAAGAAAUGUCAGCUUUUUCACCUCUAAAAAUGUUUCCACAGUCAUUGACUAUAAUGGCUGCAUGUCGAUACUUACGCAUUACUUUGAAUUCUUUUUUCAGUCCUACGAGUUUCAACAAGUUCAUCUACAGUCAAUGAAAAAGUGGAAUACAUUUAAUUUUGAAUCUGCAGCUUGGACCAUUACAUUAUCCUAUAUUUUCAAGCAUUUAGUUACUUUAACUGAGAACUUUCUAAGUCUAAUAAUACUCUAUAUACUUAAAGGAAUGUGGAGACGUAAGCUGUCUAGAGCUGUUGAUGUUCUUUUGAGUCUGUCUGGGCUUUGAACUGUGUGCUGACUCAACUUUUAUGCUUUUUUCUUGCACUUCACUAUGUCACCGCUAAGGAUGUCACAUUGCAUGUGCACAUAUGUUGGAGUCAGUUUUGUUUUUCAGAGUAAACCCUUAAGUUUGCUCCUCAGUUCAUUGUCGGUCUUCUACUGUUAAGGUGUUAGCUUAUCUAUUAGAAAAAAUGAAAAGCCCUGAUCACAAAAGACUCAACACAAACUUCACAUUAGCCUGUGCAAAUCUUUCAUUAAAGGGUUACUAAACCCAAAAGCAUUAUAACUCUCAUUUUUUGUGGUAUUUAAUGCUCUAAUGCUGUUACUGGCUUUUCUUCCUUUACACUGGAAGUAAAUUGAAUAUGUUUUAUGAAAUACACUGUAUGGAUACAACAGAGCAAAACGGUUUUUAUUUCACUUCUUUGGGAACACAGAGGCAAAGGUUAAAUCAGUGCAAUGAGGUAACAUUCUCCACUAAUGUGAGUUCCUUUUGCCUUAACUGUAGAGUUUAUUUCAAACAUUUGGAGUCGUAGUGAUCACACAUCAGCGGCCUGAGUUUAAAGGAAUUAUUGUUUAAGUGUUGUGUUUAAGUUUGAGAAACAUUGUCACAUUCUCUGCACUUUGGAAGACUGAUAAACAUCUCUUCACUAAGUGCUAACCACUCACCUUUUAGACAAAGGACAGGACCAUUAUUGUUUGCAGUCCUCUGUUUAUAGCACAUAUAGGUGCAUAUGAAGUUGCCACAUAGACAUGACCUGCUGUACAUGUGCAUGACUUUACUGACUGGUUCAGGAAGGAUGGACAUUGUGUAAAACUGCUUUAUGAGCAUUACACACACAAACACAAACUAACUUGAGUCAGGUUGAAUACUGGAUAUGUGAGAGUCCAGUUGAUUAUUGAACUGAAUUGUACUUUAAUCUUUAUGCAUGAUCAGAAUGGAAACAAAACAUAGUCACUGAGUAACACUUUAUGCUCUUUAUCUUUGUUUUGAUAAAAACCUGCUUUCAUUGCAAAUGUUCCCUGAAUGCACUCUGUAAUGUUAAAUGUAUACAUCUUUUGUCAAUUAAAUAAAUUUUAUGAUCGCUAAA